Molecule: messenger RNA, 261 nt
Organism: Pieris macdunnoughi
Lineage: Eukaryota; Metazoa; Arthropoda; Insecta; Lepidoptera; Pieridae
Source: the annotation of a GenBank genome assembly
AUGUUCGCCGUGAUGCAAAUCGACGAAGACACAAGGGACUUCAGGCGUAAACUGCGCCCAAAAUGCGAGUUCGUCUGCAAGUAUUGCCAACGUCGGUUCACGAAGUCCUAUAACCUGAUGAUUCAUGAGAGGACCCACAAGAGCCCGGAGCUGUCUUUCAGUUGCGAGGUCUGUGGGAAGAGUUUCAAAAGGCAGGACAAUUUGCGUCAGCACAGACUUCCCUUAAAAAGCAUCAAAAGACGCAAAGAUUGGGGCUACUAA